Messenger RNA from Alternaria incomplexa, 264 nucleotides. RefSeq lists its product as uncharacterized. The coding region runs from base 1 to 264 and encodes 87 amino acids. The transcript is spliced from 2 exons. The record is from RefSeq and is a predicted model, not a curated record. NCBI's taxonomy places the organism in Eukaryota, Fungi, Ascomycota, Dothideomycetes, Pleosporales, Pleosporaceae.
AUGGAUCUACUCCCAACCAACCCCACACACAACCCCCCCAAAACCACAACCAUGUCCGCCCCCAACGCCGGUCGCCAGUCCCCCGAGCCCGAGCGCCAAUCCGGAGCGCAAGCCGGCCAGACCUCCGACAACGUCAACAGCCAAGGCGCAGGACCCAAGGAGGGCGCUGAGAAGGCGAGCGACAACACCAAGGACAGCCUGAGCAGCAACCCCCAGCACACUCUUGAGAAGCAUGCUGAGGAGACUACGAGCAAGAAGGUUUAA